AAAGCUACUUCUUUUUCAAUGGCGUGCGGGGCCCGAUUGGGAGCAAUAGGUGCAAUCGGCCUAGGGCCGGCCCUGGUAUUGGGUGCCCCCCUGGGAGUUGGUGCCCUACGCAGACUGCGUAGUCUGGGUAUAGGGAGCGGCGGUACUGCGGUGCGCAACAGGCAGACAUGAGCCAUGGCGCUCAGCUGGGCAGGUUCAUGUUGCUGGGGUACAGACUUACGUGAGAGAGAAUGGUUGGUAGCCUUACUAUAUGUACCCGGGGUGCCCACCCUGUGCUCUGCGACCUCCUGUCCCCAUAACAACAGUCACAUCUGGAAGCUGGCAUUCAGCGGCAGCAGCUGGACAUUGCUGCUAACUGGAAGAUGCAGAGAAUUUGUUCCACUGCUGUUUAAGUCAGCCCCAGGCUUCUGGUGGCACUUAUUGGAAUGGAGUGCUAACUAAAACAGCUAAAAAUCCACACAGCAAUGAACAGUGAAGCAGAUGAGCAACUUUUACAUGAUGCUAGAAAUGGGAACCUUGAAGAAGUUCGGGAACUAUUGGAAAGCAACAGGAAAGGACAAACUGUGGUUAAUAUUGAUUGCAAAGGUAAAAGUAAAUCAAAUUUGGGAUGGACACCCCUUCAUCUGACAUGCUAUUUUGGACAUGGACAAGUGGUUAAAGACUUGCUGAUGGCUGGAGCUGCUGUCAAUGUUCAGAAUGAUAUGGGAGAUACACCUCUGCAUCGUGCUGCAUUUACUGGUCGUAAGGACAUUGUCAUGCUGCUGCUGGAGUACGGUGCUGACACUACUGUAAUUAAUGGAGAGGGGCAAACUGCUAAAGAUAUGACCCACGACAAGGAGAUCAAGACCAUGUUAGAAGCUGCACAACGGACACAAGAAAUAAAGCUUGAAGAAAUGCUUUUGGCAGCUGCACGUGAAGGAAAUAUUUUAAGACUGUCAGAGUUGCUCAACAAACCCAAGCCACCUAAUAUCAACUGUACUGACCAAAUGGGAAAUACCCCACUGCACUGUGCUGCAUAUCGUGGUCUUAAGCAUUGUGCUUUAAAACUUCUAAAAUGUGGAGCUGAUGUAAAUGCAAGGAACAAAACAAAUCAAAGACCCAUAGAUCUUGCACAGCAACUGGAAAUCAAGCAGGUUCUUCAAUCCAGAGUUGUCAAGCAUGUGCUAAGAAACCUCCAGCGAUUUGAUGGAGCACUAUGUAAGAGCUCACGAUUCUUUGGGUGGAGGGUCUUUUGGGUAGUAUUGGAGCAUGGAGUUAUUUCUUGGUAUCAAAAACAAGCUGAUGCCAUAAAUAAUACUUAUCGCCAAGGUUGCAAGCAUUUAACUCAAGCUGUCUGCACAUUAAAAUCCACAGACAGAUACUCUUUCUCUGUUAAAUGUUUUGAUGACAGCAUCCAUUACUUUAAAAUCUUGCCUAAAAAUCUGAAGCAUACAAGGGAGUAUGAUGCACAGCAGCAAAGCAGUUUCACCACUAAGCAUUGUGACUGGUUGACUGCAAUUGAAGAACAUUCUGCAUACAGCACUCACUAUUGCUCCCAAGAUCAGUUGAGUGAUGAUGAAGAUGAGGAGUUAGUACUUGUGGGAGAUUUAAAGCAAUCCCUUGAGAAUGCACAGACAUCUCUGCAGAGAUUGAACAAAGAAGUGUCCCAGUUCGCUGGUGGUCUCACAAAAUGGGAGGGUGCAAAAGAUAUUGAUCCAAUUAUUCUUCAACAACUGACAGAAGUUUCUGAGGCGUCACAGGAUACCUACAAAGCCUUGAACAAUUGCCUUCUUCUGUUCACAAAGCAAGAAGCGGUAAGGAACUUAAAACUAGAACACGAGCAAGAGAAAAAUAAGAUCUUAUCCGAGGCCUUGCAAACAUUGGCUACAGAGCACCACGAGUUGGAAAAGUCACUGGUUAAAGGAACUCCUCCCCUUCAUACAAUUCUUAGUGAGGAUGAGUUCUAUGACGCUGUUUCAGAUUCCGACUCUGAUCAUUCCUUAAGCGGAUUUGAAACUGUUACAAGUUCAUCUCCAGACGGGAGUUUAAAUUUGAGCUACAAUCAGCAAGUCAGCAUGUCUGAAGAAAAGAAACAUGGGGGAGGAGGAGGUGGCUCCACAUCUAAUGGCAUUAAAAAGCACAGAACAAGCUUGCCCUCCCCAAUGUUUUCCCGAAAUGAUUUCAGUAUUUGGAGUAUUUUAAGAAAAUGCAUUGGAAUGGAAUUGUCGAAAAUCACAAUGCCUGUUAUUUUUAAUGAGCCACUAAGCUUUCUACAACGCCUCUCUGAAUAUAUGGAACAUACGUAUCUCAUCCACAAGGCAAACCAGUGCUCUGAUACAGUGGAGCGAAUGCAGUGCGUAGCUGCUUUUGCAGUGUCAGCGGUUGCUUCACAGUGGGAGCGAACUGGCAAACCAUUCAAUCCACUUCUUGGCGAAACAUAUGAAUUAGUUCGGGAGGAUCUUGGAUUCAGAUUAAUAUCAGAACAAGUUAGCCACCACCCUCCUGUCAGUGCGUUCCAUGCAGAGGGAAUAAACAAUGACUUUGUGUUUCACGGGUCCAUUUACCCUAAACUCAAGUUCUGGGGUAAGAGUGUGGAAGCUGAACCAAAAGGAAUUAUUACUCUGGAGCUUCUCAAACAUAAGGAAGCCUACACAUGGACAAAUCCUACUUGCUGUGUACAUAAUAUAAUAGUGGGCAAACUCUGGAUAGAGCAGUAUGGCAAUAUGGAGAUAACCAAUCACAAAACUGGGGAAAAGUGCAUUUUAAACUUUAAGCCAUCAAGGCUUUUCGAUAAAGAACUGCACAAAGUGGAAGGAUACAUUCAAGAUAAAAGCAAAAAGAAGCUGUGUUCCCUGUAUGGGAAGUGGACAGAAUGCUUGUAUACCACAGAUCCAGCUACAUUUGAUGCAUUUAAAAAGAAUGACAAGAAAGAGGUAGAAGAAAAACAGGUAAAGGUAAAACAGGCUGGAAAUGCAGAGGAACCUGAUGAAAUGCCAUUACCUGAUUCAGAAAGUGUACAGGUUAUUCCAGGGAGCACACAGUUGUGGAGAAUAGCACCUAGACCUCCUAAUUCUGCACAGAUGUACAAUUUUACCAACUUUGCACUAGCCUUAAACGAGUUUGAUAAGGAUAUGGAAGGUACAAUUCCUAAAACAGACUGUCGACUACGUCCAGAUAUAAGAGCUAUGGAAAAUGGAGAAAUUGACUCAGCCAGUGAGGAAAAGAAAAGAUUAGAAGAGAAGCAAAGAGCUGCACGGAAGAGUCGUUCCAAAACUGAUGAGGAAUGGAAAACCAGAUGGUUCCGACAAGGUCCCAACCCCUACAAUGGUUCACAGGAUUGGCUUUACUCUGGAAACUACUGGGACAGAAACUACUCCAACCUGCCAGAUAUUUAUUGAAACUGGCUCAUAUGAGUGACAGACAUAUUUCCAACUGUAUCCAAUGUAGAUUUGUGUGUUUGACUCUUCAAGAAAUAAAAACAAAAUGCACCUUUUAUAGCACUCUAAUGCUAGCACUUAAUUUAAGCAUUCCAACUGGAUUAGUGGACAUUUUUGUAAGAAAGAGACAGCCAAGCAAUAUUUCAGGGAGCAGUGUUCAACAUUAAAGUCACGGUGGGAGUUUAAGCUUGAACUUGCUGGCAGCUAUCUAUUUAAAGCAGUUAUCUGAAAUUGUAUGAUCGAGAGAAGGGGCUCCACCCUUUGAAAUAUUGGGUGCUUUUCUCUCUGGUUAUACUGAAGGCUUGAUAUACUAAGCACAAAUAAGCACUGAAUGUAUUAGACUUAAUAUGCAGGAUGUGGGUUUGUUUCAUUGUUACUCAUUAUCCAGUUGCUUUCAGUAGUCCUAUGGCUGCUUAUGGUAUAACUGGCAUGAGGGGCAGCACUUUCUUUGCAUUCUUUAUGAAGAUCAUUGCUUAUGAAAGAAAGGAAGCAGAAUCCAUUGUUUUAUCAGGUCAGCCUUGUUUUUAAUCCUUUAAUUAUGGGGUUUACAUUUCUAUUUUGUCUUAGAAUUCUAUUUAUCAUAUCAAAGUGUAUUUCUAGAGAUAAAAUCUUCUAUAUAUUAUAUUAAACAGUAGAUGUUAUUAAUAUGUAGGACAAAGUUGGCAAAACUUGCUGACAGAAACACAUAUUCCGAAAGAUAUGUACUCUGUGUUGUCACUUUCCAUGUAGUAGCUAAUAAUCUAAUAUGUGGUGCUCACGUGUAAUAAGAUAAAGCUGUUGGAUUGGAAUCCUCUGCUUAAAUCUAUAUCACAAGAAUUCAUUAUUUAAGGACCACAGAGAAGCCAUAUAGUGACAACAAACUAUGUGCAGCGCUGCAGGGAUACCAUACUAACUCCCCUCCCUGUGGGAUGUUCCGCUUGUAGCAAAACUCAAUGACGGUGCAGCAGCAUAGACUGUGAGCAUCCGACUCCUGCACAUCUCUCUGCCAGGCACACACAGUAUCUUGUAACGGAUAUACAUAUGCACUUGUGUAUAUUCUUGUAUCCCUCUUACUCGAGGUGCCUGUUUUGGAAGAAUUUGUAGAGUCCAUUGGCACAAAGCACUGUGGGAAGAGCAGUAGAAUUAGGAACUCUAAUAAUUGUUUAGCAUAUAAUAAAUAAAAUAACCUUAAUUUAUCAAGUGCUGCGAAAUAAAAGCAUUUAAAAGCGCUGAAAA
Messenger RNA from Xenopus tropicalis (tropical clawed frog), 4631 nucleotides. It is a transcript of the gene osbpl1a, whose product is annotated as oxysterol binding protein like 1A. Gene Ontology annotation, cellular component: cytoplasm. Gene Ontology annotation, molecular function: lipid binding. The record is from RefSeq and is a predicted model, not a curated record. NCBI's taxonomy places the organism in Eukaryota, Metazoa, Chordata, Amphibia, Anura, Pipidae. Bases 465 to 3377 code for a protein of 970 amino acids. The transcript is spliced from 30 exons.